Messenger RNA from Pieris macdunnoughi, 1659 nucleotides. NCBI's taxonomy places the organism in Eukaryota, Metazoa, Arthropoda, Insecta, Lepidoptera, Pieridae. The record is from the annotation of a GenBank genome assembly.
AUGAAUGUGGAUGAAGUGAAGAGGAAUCGAAUAGAAAGGUCAGCUUCAAAACGAUGGCGUGGCUCAGUGCGAAGAGUUAUAGCGUCUUCAGUGUAUAAUCUGUCAUGCUUCACGCAUGGCUGCAGCACAGGCUGGGUGUCUGGGGUUCUGGGAAACGAGGCCCUGACAGGCGGUGCCUGGCUUGCAGCUCUACCCUGCCUGGUGGCUCUGCCUGCCGCACCGAUGUUCGCAGUACUAGCUGAUGUUAAGGGAAGAAAGGCUGGCGCGUUUUGUAUAGGACUUAGUUUUAUUUUCAGCUGGUCUCUAGCAGCAUGGUGUGGGGCCAGAGGUGUAUGGGCAGCUAGGGUCGCAGCUGGGGCGGGCGGCGCGGGUGCGUUGGCACUCGCCCCGCUAUACUGCGCUGAAAUUGCCCCCAGAACUAGAGGGCUUGCAGCUAUGCCAGCUUUGGCUUGCAGUUGCGGCAUUCUCUUCGCCUAUUCUGCGGGCGGUCUUCUUUCUGCGCACGCGCUGUCUUUGUCAAUGGCUAUUGCACCCACACUUCUGCUCAUAUCUUUACUAUGGCUGCCUGAAACACCUUCGUUUCUUAUUAAUGUUGGGAAAAUACAGGAAGCCGCCAAAGUGAUGUGCUGGUUUGACGGUUCAGACUUCAGAGAAGACUUGACAGAUGUCAUUGAGCAGCAGGAAGUAAGGAUACGAACAUCAGAUUAUGGACGACGGGAAAUGUCAUAUGACUCUGAGACUUCUCAACCAAUGUUGAAGAGGAGUCAGGAGUCUGAUAAGAGAAAUGAGAGGGAGAAGUCGGCUUGUAAGGAGUUGUUCUCACAUCGUCGCUCGCGUCGUGCACUUUUAUCAUGCUUCGUGGUCAUCGGCGCAGCUGCGGGCACCGGCGCAGGCGCCUUCAACAGUUUCGCAGCUGCUGUGUUACGACAUUCAGCUCAUGAAAUACCAGUACUUAAUACAACUGCUUAUAACUUCUCCAUUUAUAAUGGAACAUUACCACGAAAUCUGUUCGAGUCAUCUGAAGCUGGGUCAAUGUUGUGCGGCACAGCGUUGGUACUAGGCGCAGCCGUUGCCACAGUGACUGUUGAUAAAGUUGGACGGAAGACACUCCUCUUAUGGUCGUGUUCCGGCAUCGCUUUCUGCUUAGCUGUUUUAGGGGUGUACUGUGAUCCACAUUUACAAGUGCACACGUUCUAUAAACAUCGAUUCCUAACCAAAAAGAUCACCAGAGAUAAAAGUAUCAGAGACAAGAUAGAAUUGCCUGAAAACUUGACAAUUUACAACGAUUCACUCAAAUAUGGGAACGACACAAAAGCGUGGUACAGAGUAGCAGAGAAUUAUAACGAGACAGAGGAGCAAUGGUCUGUCAAAUUUGAACAAACCAUAGAGAAGGAUGAUAUAUCAAUAUGGCUGCCGGUUGUCAUGUUGUCUUUGGUACUGUUUUUAUAUAAUAUAGGCCUUGGAUCAGUGCCUUAUGUGUUGAUAUCGGAGUUGUUUUAUGUAAAUGUUCGAAGCUUAGCGUCCAGUUUCCUCAUAACUUGGAUGGGCUGGAUAUAUCUAUUUCACUCUCCUGAGACGAAGGGCAAAUCUCAGAGUCAAAUCGACGCGUCACUCGACGGACCCUGGCUUUUGACGUUUGAGAGAAAGAAUCAACGAUGA